CAACUUCCUGUGACAAAAAAUGUAAAAAAGGAAACUUCUGUGGAUUUUUUACAUAAAUCAGAAGUUUUUAAGUAUCAUAAUUUCUGCUUAACUAGGCAGUUUUGUCUACAAAUUAUUGUGUUAUGCAUUGUACAGUGUCAGUGCAUGUGGGAGGUACAUUCAUCACCUUCAGUGAUAGCUCUAGUUUGAAUUGAAAAGAAACAAGACUUUUGGUAUAAUAAUUCACAAAGGUGUGCAGAGGAAGACAAAAGUAGCAGGCAUGAGGAAUUAGAUGCCACAAGAGAAUGGGAGCAAAUGUAUCAUUUCCAGAGGGAAGCCAGUCGUGCACUGGAUCACCUUCAAAACUGCAAACAUUUUCUCGUCUUGCCCACUCUUACACAGUAUCAGAUACAGACCUUGCAGGAAAGGAUAAGAAAAAGAAAGCAUCUAAAUUUGCUACGCUCAGAAAGAAAUUGAUUAGGGCAAGAAGACACAGUAGGUCAUGUGACUAUGGCCGUGCCCUUAGAGAAUUAAUCUCUUCAUGGUCUAUACAUGACAUAAGUGCACUAAUUCAUGAAUAUGAAGCGCUUAUAGCAAUGAAAGAAUUAGCGAUCACAACAAAUCUAGCCCGUCCACCUGCAAAUACAUAUAGACAUGACUUCUCUCAUUUAUUUGAUUUCAAAUUUUGUACAGAUAUUGAUUUAGUCUACAAAGGUGUCUGUUUUCCAGCACAUCGUGCCCUGCUGUCCAUUAGGAGUCCCUUUUUCAGGGACAUUUUAUCCAGAAAUCAUGACACUUUUCCACAAAUUCCUGUAAAAUUACGCACACAUGGUGUAGACAUUGUACUUUUCUCAGCUUUACUUAGAUAUCUAUACACGGACACAUUAAGUCAUGAUGAAGUGCAUUUUGAUAAUCGUGAGAUCUUACUCAAAGUCGCGGCGGAAUUAGGAAUGCCAAAUCCAUUAGAUCAGGAUUUACAGACGUUAUUAGACACAGGAGAUUAUAGUGAUGCUGUAUUAGUGUUCUCUAGUGAAUUGGACUUAAAUGAAAGCUUUUCCUCUGAGGCAGGUUCCUCUGACGGAUUUAGCAGAACUAAAUAUGAACUUCCGUGCCACAAGGCAGUUCUGGCAGCCAGAUCUCCCUUCUUCCGUAAUUUGUUGUUACGGAGAGCUAGGUCUGGGGAAGAUUUGACAGAUUAUGCAUUGAAUACACCUACUAGAAUAGUGUUAGAUGACUCUGUGAUUCCUCGGCGUUACGCUCGUGUUUUGUUACAUGCUAUUUAUUUAGAUGUCGUAGAUUUAUCAUUGAUUAUGCGGGGCAGUGCAAGUAUGUGUAGUCUUAGUGAGGUUCAGGCAAUAGUGGCAGGUAAAGGACAGAUGACAAUUGUAGAUGAAGCAAUGGAAAUGUAUCAGAUUGGACAAUUUCUCGAUAUACCUGCUCUUUCUCAAGGUUGUGAAGACAUCAUUGCUGACAAUAUCACCGUAGACAACCUAAUAUCUGUGUUAACAUGGAGUGCAGAGCCUCAUGGUUCCAGCUGGGUCUUGCGCCAGGCACUGCAUUUCUUGCGGGAAGAGUUUAUGCAAGUAGCAAACUCACCUGUAUUGUAUGAACUCAGCAAAUAUCAUCUCAUUGAAACUCUCAGCUCAGAUCUCCUGCAGGCAGGAGAAUUAGAUGUGCUAUCAGCAGUCAUGAAAUGGGGAGAACAUCAUUUGGUGCGGAGAAUUGAAAAAAGAGAACCAAAUUUGCUGAGUCAUACAGCUCACAGUGUCAGCAAGAAAGGAGUGAAGCGGAGGGAUCUGAAUGAUGUUGAACUCCGUGACAUACUUGCAGAAAUAUUGCCGUUGGUUAGAAUGGACCAUGUAUUACCUCACAAUAGUGAGGUACUGACAAGUGCAAUUAGACGCGGGUUGGUUAGCACUCCUCCAAGUCACAUGAUCAGUGAUGAUGGAGGAACCAGCCAGAGUGCAUCAGCAUGGGUUCCUGGAAAAAAUAGUGGCAUGUUCACCAGACCAAGACUUUUCACACCAUACUAUGAAGAAGCAAAGAGUGUGUUAGAAGACAGACAGUUGUCUGGACAGGAUCACGAGUUAGCCCGUGUUAGACCAAUCCAGAUAUCUUCAAUACCAGACACACUGUAUAUGGUAGAAGACCCACAGUAUAUACAGCAGUUCAUGACUUUCAACCCAAAACCCUUACAUAGCAUAGACAUUGUGUCAGGGACCAUACCAGUGCCUAGUUCAGAGACGUUGCGGUUAAUGAUUCAGAGGGAGCAGGAACUCCAGUCUUUGCCGCAAGUUCAGCGAGCUUUCAAUCAAUCAUUUCUUGACCGACGGUCCAUCAUGUGUCAGAUUCAGCUGAGAGUUGUACGAGAGUUUGGCUGGCCCGAUGCUACUGUUGAUGUUUUACAGAAUAUUCAGUAUUACUACGAUAAUGAACAUGUCCCUGGAUUUGUAGACAGAAACUAUCAUGCGAUGCCGUCCAGACGUCAACCUAGCCCUCGUCUGCAGAUACGUAGACGUAAAACAAACCCACCAAAACCUGUCCAGUGUGUGUCACCAUUGCCGUCACCAACCAAAACAUACAGACCACAGCUGAUAGAGUCUCCGUCCAGCAGCCCAAGCAGUGAUCAUGACAACAGUCGUAGCGCCACCUUGAGCAGUAACCGCAGCACACUUAGUGACACCAUGCCAGAUAUAGCCAUGGCAACUGCUUCUGUGAACCAGCUGCAGCUUCAGGAUGAAUAUGGACCAGACAUUGGUGACGAGGGAGCCAGUAGACAUGGCACUCUAUACAUCUAGAUUACGAUUACUUAAUUGGAAAUGAUUUCUUAUUUCUUGUGCUGAAAUAAGCAUUUACAUUGGCUUUAAAAGGUUUAGGGUAUGUCUAGAAUUAAAAGAAAAAUGCCUCUUUCAGCACUUGAAAUAAGUUGUGUUCCUGUUUGUGUUAGCUCCAAGCAAUAGCCUUAGUAUAUAAUGUAGGUUAUACUGGUCCUUGUUGGCUGUAUAAGAUAACAUGUUAUUCUAUUUACAGUUUGUUAACCUUAAAAAGUUUUCAUAUAGUUUGGAUUCAAAAAUUGUUAAAAUGUUAUUAUCUGAUUUCAGGACUUUUUGAUCUCAGCAUCUGUCAUUCUAAAAAAUGUAUUUUCUGAAUGAACCUAAUAAUAAGCCUGAAAAAAAAAUCAAAUCUGAAAAUAAAACCUCAUAAUGUUUACCUUUUUUUGAAAGCUGACUAAUUGCCUUGCCACGAGAGUGAAGAAGUGAAUGGGUAUUUAUGUCUCCCACCACACAGUGGUGUGGGAGACAUAUUGAUUUACUCCAGUCUGUGUGUGUGUGUGUCACAAAGCUUGUCCGCACUCUAAGUCAAACAUUUCUCAUCUGAUCUUCACCAAAUUUCAACAAAAUGUGUCUCCCAAUAAGUGCUCGGCCAAGUUCGAUAACUAGCCAAAUCGGCCUAGGCACUUCGGAAUUAUGGCCCUUGAAUUACCAAAAACACUCUGAUUUCUUGCGCAGUUUUACCCCCAAACAGACGCCUAUACUACUAGUAGUAUAGGCGUCCUUUUGGUGUCAAGAAAGCGCAUGCACAUGUGGAUUAAAACAGUAUACAAAGACUGACUUACUAUUUAGAUGAUUAGGCAGUUGUGGGAGACAAGCGCUUUUCUCAAAAGCAUCUCUAGUUUGUAAUUGAAAUAGCGAUCUACAGAUCAGCUGUUAAAAGAUGGGGACUCAAAAUAUUUUAUGUUUAUUUGCCCAAGAUGUAUUCUGUUACCUCUUUUUUUUUAGCUCACCUUAACCAAAGGUUCAUGGUGAGUUUUCUGUAUAUGUGAGUGGUCAGGCAUCAAUUAUCCAUAAGUAACAUUCAACUUAGACAUGUCCUCUGAAAUAACUGGUCAGAAUUAAAAUAAAACUGGUUUGUAGGAUUCUGGCAUGGACCAUACUCAAGUUGGUUCAAUGCUUCUACUUGUCUGCUGUUAGGAGUGGUAGACUUCUUCUCGCUGUUAGGAGUAGCAGACGUCUUUUCGCUAUUAGGAGUGGCAGACAUCUUCUUGCUGUUAAAAGUGGCAAACGUUUUCUCGCUGUUAGGGGUGGCAGAUGCCUUCUCGCUGUUAGGAGUGGCAGACGUCUUCUCGCUGUUAGGAGUGGCAGACGUCUUCUCGCUGUUAGAAGUGGCAGGCGUCUUCUCAUGAUCAAGUAGAUAAAUAUUCACCAAACUAGGUCUGUAUUAUCCUUUGAUUUACCUAUCUCGGGUGUGAACAAAUGGUUGUGCACAACUGUCAUUAGGACCCUCCAGAACUAAAAAUACAUGAAAUUUGCAUCUUGAAACUUCUCAUAAACUGUUGGAUGGAUGUUCACCAAAAGUUGUUGGCAGCAUGCUUGGAUGGACCAUUCUCAAGUUUGUGUAAACAGUUAUGCUUGACUGCCUUCGGCUGAAAAAGAAACACUUUUAAAUGAUUUUCAUGCUGAACAACCUUAAGACUGUUUGCCUGACAGGUGAGCGGCUUUGGGGCAUCAUAGCCCUCUUGUUCGAAAUUCUGCUCAAUUAUUUUCUCUUUAUAAGGAAUAUUUUUACAUAUAUCAUUUGGUACUUUUAAGUAUGUUUUGCAAAGAAAAACCAGUUGACGAAAUACCGUAUUUUACCUAAGUCUUGAGACAGCAUAAAAUAAUUAUUUUUUUCACUGUCCCAAGACUUAUUUCCCGAAAAAUAAUUAUUUUGAAAAGUGUCCCAAAAAUAUGGACACAAUAAUCGUCAUCGGGUAACAUCCCCCACCCACCCGUGUUGAAAGCGGGAAAAAAACAACAACGAUUAUCGGUAAUUAUUCUGUUGAUAAACAAAGUAAUUGGCCUUGUUUUCAUCAUCAAUUAACACCCCUUCAAAGAGCUAAAAGAAGUGUGUCGGUAUCAUGACAUUAGAAGUGGAGAUCAAAGCGGUAUAGUUUCCCCGAGAUUUUCAUGGCAUUACGUCAUGUUUUCGCGCCAUGUUGCACAUCACUGUUUGAUUGUACCGCCUCGCUGAGAAGUAGAUCUAGUGUUGUAACAAUCAAUAAAAAAAAACCUUCUUUUUAAUUUGUUAAAGCGAAUGUGCAAUAUCCCGUAUAAACUGACAGGUAAACGUGUCAGACUAUAAUAGCGGAUAUCUUACCUCUGUGACCUAUUUGCCCUCAAGGAAAUUACAAAAUGGUUUGAGAAGAAUACCUUAUUAUAAAGUGUCGUGUCAAAAAAAUACAUGAACAUGUACAAAGAUUCAUUCAAAACUUAUUAAAAAUACGCAACAACAUCAUUAUUGUUUUUGUUUUUUAACCGCAUUUUCUAUUUACGUUCACGAGUUCACGUAACAGAAAUCUGUUUGCCAAAAAUCGUUUUACUUCAUAUUUUUAAAUUGCUGCCGCCUUUUCAUUAUUUAAGAUUUUUCUAUUCUGUUUUUUGUACUUUCUGGUCAAAAGUCUGAAUUUUAUGCCCAUAGUUUGUAUCAUUUAUUUCCUUUUAGAAAGAAAUAAGUAUUUAGGAUCGCGCUGUUUGAAAUUUUGCAAGUAAUUUUAUGAAAAAUCGACCGUUUUUAUAGAAUUUUGCCAACAUUUCUGUCGAUACCUUUUUAAAAUCGUUAUAGAAUUCAAACUAUAUUACUUCUCAAUCGGUGUUGAAAAUCUGAAGCGAUAAAAUCAAAAAAUAAAUGCGUGACGCGCGUUUUUUGUAUACGUGUCGAUGAACAAAAGUAACGGCGUUGUAAGUUAGACAUUACGAUAGGUCGCACGUGCUCGUGGAACGGAAAAUUACCGGCAUGGCGUUUUGAUAUCUGUACGAUUCGCGGGUAAAUUCCAGUCAGUGGUAAAUAAAUAAACAAAUAACGGAAAAUGGACUUCCUGGCUGCAGCAAAAAAAAAAAAAAAAUACAACACUUAACUGGUAUGGUAAAAAAAACACUUUACUAGUAAAAACACGACACGAAAAUGUUAAAAAAAAUAGGCUUUGGUUCUUAUAAUUAUUUGAUAUUUUGAUCGAUACAACACCAUACAAUGUAUAAUAACGGUAUUUGGGUUACAUCUUGAAUCAGUACACAACUAUAGUCCCAACACUUAGGGACGAAAAAUACGCUGAGAAAAUACGUGUCCAAAAACUUAGGGUCAAGAAAAAUAAUUAUUUUUCCACAUUUUAGGGGUGUCCCAAGAUUUAGGGUGUCCCAAGACUUAGUGAAAUACGGUAAGCAACAGAACAGAAGUUACUGUUUUGUUAAGUUCCACAUAUUGAAAGAUUUAUAUGUUGAAUGUGGCUGCUGGUUUUUGUUCAUACUUUAUUUAGUGUUAGAUAUAUAGUAAGUUUAUUUAUGGUUUUAUUUUUGUUGAAGGAAUUUACAAAAUGGCAACUGAAAUUGAAAAUUAAGUUUCCUUGAGAAGUAUAUAUAAACUGAUUUUGGAAAAAGAUGAAAUAUGUUGUCUUUAUUUAUCGGUUUGUUCUACAAAAUUUAAAUGUAUAUAUUAAAGGUGCAGUUUUUAGUG
Molecule: messenger RNA, 6465 nt
Organism: Mercenaria mercenaria
Lineage: Eukaryota; Metazoa; Mollusca; Bivalvia; Venerida; Veneridae
Product: BTB/POZ domain-containing protein 7-like
Exons: 9
Coding region: 285-2777 (830 amino acids)
Biological process (GO): morphogenesis of a branching epithelium
Molecular function (GO): protein binding
Source: RefSeq, a predicted model, not a curated record